Molecule: messenger RNA, 4263 nt
Organism: Penicillium coprophilum
Lineage: Eukaryota; Fungi; Ascomycota; Eurotiomycetes; Eurotiales; Aspergillaceae
Exons: 2
Coding region: 1-4263 (1420 amino acids)
Biological process (GO): telomere maintenance
Cellular component (GO): chromosome, telomeric region
Molecular function (GO): DNA binding
Source: RefSeq, a predicted model, not a curated record
AUGAUUGCGAUCGAAUCUCCCCAAAAGUCACCCGCGCCGAAUGCGGUGGCGCAUUUGACCAGAGUUCCGAUAGCCCAGCUUUCUCCUGAUCUUGAGCUAUUGACUGAGAGUUCUUUUUUUGCUGCUGUAGCACUGGUAUGGCCAUACUCAUCUUCGACAAAGUCUGUGAGCCUUUUGUUGGCAGAGCCAGAUUUCCGCCUGAGGGGCGCCAAAGGACAAAUCAAGGUCACAUUUCAUGGACACCUUGCAGAAAAGGUCGCGGAAUCGCAUGUCGGAAUUGGGGAUACUGUCUGUCUGGCCUUGAAAGACACCAAGUUUGUUAGCAAUGAAAGCGCCCAGCAGACCCCGGGAAGGUCUGUCGCGUGGGAUGCGCACUUUGAGAAUGGCGGGUCUCUCGAGAUAUUCAGAACUUCGCAACCCCCGUUGAUGAUAUCCGUUGAGCCUCAAGUGUCAGCACCGCGUGAAACCGAACUUGCACCGCCCACAACUCCUAGUGGGAAGUCGGUCAAUCCCGAUCUCAACCUGCCUUCUAGUGCACGCCCCUGGGGGUCGCCAGUAUUCCUCAAGUCUCCUCGGACCUCAGUUGGGGGAACAAUCCGUUCCGCUUUCGAUCCUUUUGUGGAAGAAGAUGGAUUUGUGCCAGGGAAAGGAAGAAAAAAACCUAGAUACAGCUUGCACAGGGAAGAUUGGCGUGUUAUCAAUGAACCAGAAAGUCCACAUGAGCAACAAGUGCCGGUGGAUUGGGAGCAGGCUUUGAAUCAAUCGAUCGACCAAGAGCUCGAGGAGGCAGACUCGGCGAGUGAGCCCUCAGAUGACCCAAAGACGGAUGCUGCCCAACCUCCAACUUACACAGAGGAUACACCACAAGAGCCACUUUCACUGUUUCCAAAGCCUUCCCUUGAAUUGACCGGGAGUAUUCUUGAAAGACGUGCCGGCGAGUCAAAUGUUUUGGCCCAUGAACAAGUUGAUAAUCGUGGAACACCUUUUCAUCUGCCAACGGACACACCGCAGAUUCGACCCAUCCCUUCUCCGGGGCUUCCAAUUCCGUCGCCGCUUAUAUCUAAUCACUCUGGCUCCGCUGGCUAUUUCCUACCAUGGACCACGCCCACGCAGCCCGAAGAUAUUCGAUCUGUUCCUACGGAAAUGGAGACCACAGCAUCGUCCGCAGAAACUUUCACCGAGACUCCUGAUUCCGACCCCAUUGAUCCCAUUCUAACAGAGACAGCGGAAUCAGUCGAUCCGGAUAUUGAAACCAUCGAGCAGGAACAUAUCUUGGAUGCCGGUUUCGUCUUCCACGAUGAUUCGGCAUCAUCCCCAGGCUCAGAAAGUUUGCCAGAAGAACGGGAAGUUGAGACAAUCGAUUCCUCCAAAGCUAUUGAUGGAUCAGAUGUCGUUGAAGCUCACGUGGUCAUCAAUCCUACCGGCGGCGAACCUCAAAUUAUAAAUGAGGCACAGCAGGAGCAUACUUUUGAUCAUCUGGAUCUAUCGCACAGCCAAUUACCACCAUCUUCAGGCUCGGAAGACGAACCGAAUGACUCCACCAAUGUGAACGAUGAAUCAGCUGUCGCUCAACCUGAUACCAGUAUCGAAAAUCCCGCUGAUGAAGCUCGAAAGGGUGGUGAGACAGACGACGACCGUCUCAUUGAUGUCAGUUACCUAUGGCGCGAUGAUUCAGCAUCAUCUUCGCGCUCGGAUGAGGACUCGGAUGAUGAAUCACUCGAAUCCUCACAAGCGAUCGAUGGAUCAGGUAAUGCUCAAACUGAUCCUGGCAUCGAAAAUGCCAACGACAAUGUGGAAUCUCCUCAACAACUCGCCAUAUCUCAUGACAAGAAACGUUCCGAGCCAGAUAAUUACUUAGAGAAUUAUCCACAAAAUACCCCUGCCGUUGAUCAGGAUGCGAUCGAUGCCCUCGGAAGAAUGAUAGCCGUUCGAGAGGAAGAACUUGAAAGAAAGAGAGAUAUGGACGAGGAGAAACAAAGCGAAGAUGACCUCGAUGAUUCAUCAGCUCUAGGGGCUUUCGAUCGACCACCCGGUCAAGUGUACAUCGAAGAAAAGGACGAAGUGUACUAUGCAGAGUCAGUGGAAAAUUACGAUUCACAAAAUGAAUAUGAGGAGGCCGAGGACGAUGAUCUGCAUAGUGAUCCUCGAUUUGAAUUUAAAUUAGACGAAGAUGACUCCAGCGUCGAUGAAUCCAGCAGUGAAAGGUCUGAGCAGGAACACCAGCAUCUACCUUCGCAGACAGGAAAACAUGAAAUAAUCGUGCUGGACAGUGACAGUGAUGAUGAGCCUACUUCCAAUCAUCCGGUAACCGAAACUGCGCAGUCAGCUGAACUCGAUGAUGGCUCAAAUCACUUUGAAUCUGGGCAACCAGUUGUCCCUCCAGUUACAGCAAAUUUUGCGACAGAUGCACAAGAAUAUCCAGAGUUAUGGUAUGUCGAUGGAGAGGCUGGCUAUCAUGGAGCCGUGGAAGAAGAUUCUGAAGUUGACGAGGGCGAGGAGAGCGAAGAAAGUGAAGAGCGCGAAGACGAUCAACAAGAUAACCGAGUUCACGAGAGUGACAUGGAUGAUGAUGAGUCGACCCAAGACCACUAUGCAAUGGACAACCCCGAAAAGGACGAAGACGAAGAAAUGGAUGAUGCAGAGCUUAUCGAAGGGGCCGCCAGCGACGAAUCCCAUGCUACGAUCAAGCUUGGCGCACAGCUAAAAAUGCCAAUUGAUCAUGACCCUGAUCAGGAGCAAUCAGGCAAUGCUGAUCCAAAUUUGCUUGAUAUGUCUGAAUCUUAUCAUCAAGACACAUCCUCGGAAAUGGCAUCACCUAAUCCUGAGCAGGACGACGAUGAAGAAAUGGAUGAUCUCGAGCUCAUCGAACAAACUGAAAACAACGAGUCUUAUGUUGUCGUCAAACGGGACGCACAGGUAGAAGUGGCGGUUGAUCGGGAAGCUGACGAGGAGGAACCAAGCAAUAUUGAUCCCCAUUUGCUUGAUAUACCUCAGUCUCAUCAUCGAGACCCAUCCUCGGAAAUGGAAAGCCAUGCCCGGCAGUCUAUCGGUGGGGACGGAGACUCUGCCUUACAUGUCUCUUCGUCUCCAAGAAAUGUUGUGGCCGAUUAUCGGUUAACGCGUGAGCCAACUGUAGAAGGACCUGAGCCCCUUGGAGGUCGCGUCUCACGGUCGGUUAAACCUCCGUUCGAGCGACAACUCCUGACUCCAGACCCCACCCAGGAAAAUGCAUCCACACGUGAACUCGGUUAUGAUAUUGAACCUGAAAUUUCAUUCACGGUCGAAGAAAAUGAACCUACUAGUCUGGAUGGAACGUCGCAGCCUGCUGGCUUCCCGGAGUCCGAGCAGAACGGUGAUAUCGACACAGGACUCAAUCAAAACAUCCAACAGGAGAUACACGUUGAUCGCCAUGAUGAUGCUGUGGCUUCAUCGAAACUCGCUGGCGCCCCGGAACCCCCAGCAACCCCCGAAGCCGGCAGCUCUGUGGAGGUUGUUAUCAGCACCGAAUGCCCUAGGACACCGGUAGCUCCCAUUGCAGAACCCCCAGUUCCCGACCGUAAUGCUUCUGGACUACGUAGCAAACUUUCCUACUUCGCCCCGCUUGCUACACUCAUCGAUCAUUACGAUGCUUUGGUCGAUACCAUCUCAAUCGUCCACGAGGCUUCGCCGAUAACCCGAGCCAAAUCUGGUUCGAAAGACUGGUUCGUGACUAUUCAACUUACCGAUCCCUCCAUGGCUGGCACAACUCUUCGUGCUCAGAUUUUCCGUCGCUACAAGGCCUCAAUGCCGUCAUUGGUUGAAGGUACCGCUAUUCUCUUACGUGACUUCAAGGUUCGGAGCCUCGAUCACACUGUGAUGCUUGUCAGUAUGGAUUCCAGCGCAUGGGCUGUAUUCGACGGAUCUGGUCCCGAUGCCGAGACGAAUGGACCCCCUGUCGAAUAUGGCUCGCAAGAACGUGCCUACGCGUCUGGAUUACGUCGAUGGUAUAAGGAAGUUGGCUCGGAUAGGGUCGCAGAUCGUAUGCUCCAGGAAGCUAUCGCGAGGGACAGCCAGGAGCGCGAUGUGACACCAAUCAGUCAAGUUCCAAGCGAGUCGGGGAGCCCAGAUUCUAGGCGAGGAUCCCUGCGUAAGCGCAAAAGCAAUCGCAGAGUCACUAUCCAUGAGCUCCGCGAUGGCACUCGUUAUACCGAAGUCGGGUCUCCAAACAGUGGCAGCAGCAGUGUUCACGAGUUACGAGAUGGCACGUUGUAUGCCAAUAUUUGA